Coregonus clupeaformis (lake whitefish) is the source of this 1185-nucleotide messenger RNA. RefSeq lists its product as uncharacterized. The record is from RefSeq and is a predicted model, not a curated record. Bases 400 to 1128 code for a protein of 242 amino acids. Gene Ontology annotation, molecular function: glycine N-acyltransferase activity. Gene Ontology annotation, cellular component: mitochondrion. The transcript is spliced from 5 exons. NCBI's taxonomy places the organism in Eukaryota, Metazoa, Chordata, Actinopteri, Salmoniformes, Salmonidae.
UUAUAUGCAUGCUUGGUUCAAAAAUACAAUCUUCAACCUAGCCUGCAUGCAAAGAGUUUGCGGCAUGUGCCUUAUUUUCACAGCUGAUUCGGGAUGUUUUAUUCAAAUCGCUGUUACUAUGGCAGCUUGCCACACUAAUAUUACUCUCAAUGAUUAAGCUAUGCAUAGCCUAUGUAUGUUUGAAUAGUGGCCGAUGUGAAGUCAAUUUCCCUCCUUGUAAUGCCGAAAGUAAAGUGCUGAAGGUUGUACAAUUUGUUGAAGUAACAGUUAAGUGUUCAGUAUUGCGUUAUACAUUCAGGAAGCAUAUAAUGAAUUUCCCGUUUAUGACUAUCUAGCCUAUUGUGCAGUCGUUUGCUCAAGUGUCAAAUCCUGCAUGUGUGUCAAAACGGGGAACGUGCCAUGGAGCAACUGAAUGAAAAGCAGCUGAAGACUGUUGAGACCCAACUGAAAGAGCUAUUUCCUCAGUCGCAGCAGGUUUACGGUUAUAUUUUCCAGAUAAACAGAGUUAAGUCUGACCCGAUUCAGGUUUUUGUGGACCGCUGGCCAGAAUUCAAUGUCAUUCUCUGCAAACCACUACGUGAGAAGGUAACUACAUGCACCAGUCUUUGCUAUGAGGAGAUGGUGAUGGCGGUGGCUUCUGAGAGAAAGGUGCCAGGGAAUAAAGUAGCUGUGUGUCACAUGAUGACACUCCAGGAUCCAUCCCGCCUUCCACCUGUAGAAAGUGAAAUUGAAUCAACGAUAUCCUCACUAGACGAAUCCCACACUGAUCUAGUCAACAAAACCUGGAAGUUCGGGAACGCGGAGCACAGUGUCCGGAUGAUCCGGAACAUGAUCCGGCACUACCCGUCCUGCUGUGUGCUGGAUGCAGAGAGCCAGCAGCCCAUAGCCUGGGUUCUGAUCUACCCCUCCUGUGCCAUGGGUAUGUUGUACACCCUGCAGGAGCACAGAGGACAGGGUCUGGCCAAAGCCCUGGUCAGCAGCAUGUCCAGGAGGCUCUAUGCUCAGGGCUACCCAGUGUACUGCUUCAUUGAGGAGGAGAACACACUGUCCUACAGCCUCUUCACCAACCUGGGCUUUACUGAGGACCCUCAAUACAGGGCUGCAUGGUUCGACUUUAACAGUUUGUGACUAAGGUCUUGCAUAGUGAUCACUGUUGACAUUAAAAGCUAUGCUAUUAGCUCCAAA